Messenger RNA from Humulus lupulus (European hop), 2808 nucleotides. RefSeq names its product ethylene receptor. Gene Ontology annotation, cellular component: endoplasmic reticulum membrane; endoplasmic reticulum. The transcript is spliced from 7 exons. Gene Ontology annotation, molecular function: ethylene receptor activity; phosphorelay sensor kinase activity; ethylene binding. Bases 213 to 2426 code for a protein of 737 amino acids. NCBI's taxonomy places the organism in Eukaryota, Viridiplantae, Streptophyta, Magnoliopsida, Rosales, Cannabaceae. Gene Ontology annotation, biological process: response to ethylene; phosphorelay signal transduction system; phosphorylation. The record is from RefSeq and is a predicted model, not a curated record.
UUAAUUUACCUGUCCCAACGCAAAUCAACCAUUUCCGUGCUUAUGUCUGAAAACGUACUUGUAGACUUAGCUUGACAUAACCUCCAUACCCACCACCACAGCUCUUCUUUCGUCUGCUUCUCCCUCAAGAACAACAAAUCUUAGCUGUCCGCCAUGGCUCCCCUCCUAUCAGGUUGCUAGGAAUGUGAAGAGAAAAUUUGGCUGAGCUGGCCAUGGCUCAAUCAUUCAUCAUGGAGUCCUGCAACUGCAUUGAACCACAGUGGCCUGCUGAUGAAUUGUUGAUGAAGUACCAGUACAUUUCAGAUUUCUUUAUUGCUCUUGCCUAUUUUUCGAUCCCUUUGGAGCUGAUAUACUUUGUCAAGAAAUCUGCAGUUUUUCCAUACAGAUGGGUCCUUGUUCAGUUUGGUGCUUUCAUAGUAUUGUGUGGAGCUACUCAUCUUAUUAACCUGUGGACUUUUACCAUGCAUUCAAGAACUGUGGCAGUCGUAAUGACUACAGCCAAGGUUCUAACAGCCGCAGUGUCCUGUGCAACAGCCCUUAUGCUGGUACACAUAAUUCCUGAUUUAUUGAGCGUUAAAACCAGAGAGCUCUUCUUGAAAAACAAGGCUGCAGAGCUGGAUAGGGAGAUGGGCCUGAUUCGUACGCAGGAAGAGACAGGUCGACAUGUUAGGAUGUUGACCCAUGAGAUAAGGAGCACUCUUGACAGGCAUACUAUUCUAAGAACCACCCUGGUUGAACUAGGGAGAACUUUGGCCUUGGAAGAGUGUGCUUUGUGGAUGCCAACCCGUACAGGGUUAGAACUUCAACUUUCAUACACACUUCGACAGCAGAAUCCAGUUGGUUAUACUGUACCCAUUCAUCUUCCUGUUAUAAAUCAAGUCUUUGGUAGCAACCGUGCAUUAAAAAUUUCGCCAAAUUCCCCAGUGGCAAGGCUACGGCCUAUUGCUGGAAAGUAUGUCCCUGGGGAAGUUGUUGCUGUACGAGUCCCACUUCUUCAUCUUUCCAACUUCCAAAUUAAUGACUGGCCAGAGCUUUCAACAAAGCGCUAUGCUUUGAUGGUCUUGAUGCUUCCCUCAGAUAGUGCAAGGCAGUGGCAUGUUCAUGAGUUAGAGCUGGUUGAAGUAGUUGCUGAUCAGGUUGCAGUAGCUCUUUCACAUGCUGCUAUAUUGGAAGAAUCAAUGAGAGCUAGGGAUCUUCUAUUUGAGCAGAAUGUUGCACUUGAUCUAGCUAGGAGGGAAGCUGAAACUGCUAUUCGUGCUCGCAAUGAUUUCUUGGCUGUUAUGAACCAUGAGAUGAGAACUCCUAUGCAUGCAAUUAUUGCACUGUCUUCCUUGCUGCAGGAAACUGAAUUGACUCCAGAACAACGCCUGAUGGUUGAAACAAUACUAAAGAGCAGUAAUCUUCUGGCUACUCUUAUAAAUGAUGUAUUAGAUCUUUCAAGGCUUGAAGAUGGCAGCCUUCAACUCGAAAAAGGAACCUUUAACCUUCAUUCUGUAUUUAAAGAGGUCCUUAACUUAAUAAAGCCUGUUGCAUCUGUCAAAAAAUUAUUGGUUACGUUGAAUUUAGCUUCAGAUGUGCCAGUAUAUGCGGUGGGUGAUGAAAAACGCCUUAUGCAAACCAUUUUAAAUGUUUCUGGUAAUGCGGUAAAGUUCUCAAAGGAGGGCAGCAUUUCAAUAGCAGCUUCUGUUGUAAAAUCAGAAUCUUUAAGAGAGUAUCGAACUGCAGAAUUUUUUCCGGUACCAAGUGAUGGUCACUUUUACUUGCGUGUACAGGUAAAAGAUAUGGGAUCAGGAAUUAGCCCCCAGGAUAUGCCUAAGCUAUUCACGAAAUUCACACAGACUCAACCAUUAGCCACUCGAAAUUCUGGUGGCAGUGGACUUGGACUAGCAAUCUGCAAGAGGUUUGUGAAUCUAAUGGAUGGAAGUAUAUGGGUUGAUAGUGAUGGUCUUGGCAAGGGAUGUACAGCCAGUUUCAUUGUCAAACUUGGAUUUCCAGAGCGACCUCAUGAAACUAAGAUGUCUUUUAUGCCUAAGGUGCAAGGCAAUCAUAUCCAGGCCAACUUUGCAGGGCUGAAAGUUCUUGUUAUGGAUGAUAAUGGGGUAGGCAGGUCAGUGACGAAGGGACUUCUUAUGCACCUCGGAUGUGAUGUAACAACUGUUGGAUCUAGUGAUGAGUGCGUACGUGCUGUUUCUCAGGAACACAGAGUGGUAUUCUUAGAUGUGAGCAUGGAUUGUUAUGAACUUGCCAGCCACAUACGUGAAAGAUUUGGAAAACGCCAGGACAGACCACUAGUAGUAGCACUAACGGGGAACACAGACAAGGCAACAAAAGAUAACUGCAUUAGAUUUGGUCUGGAUGGUGUCAUUCUUAAACCUGUUUCAGUUGAUAAAAUGAGGAAUGUUCUUGCAGAAUUACUAGAGCAUUGAGUUUUAUUCGAGGCCAUGUAAGUGCUAGGAGGAUGACUCAUAGAAAGGGUCCCAAAGAGAAAAAAAAUCCGGCUGCAAGGUAAUGCCAGCUUGUUGGAAGCAAUUUUUGCGGUCAGUGUACAUAGCACAUGGCAUUGCAGUAAUUUAUGGAAGAUGAAGUGGUAGUGCAAUAUUUCAACCCUUAAAGGGAUUUUCUAUUACCUUUGAUAUGCGUCUUAUAGAAAUUAUUGAGGAGACUGCAUCGAUGGAAUUGUAGCAAGGAACCCCCUUUCGCUAAAGUAAGACUGUUUGGUAAUUUGUAAAACUAAUUUUCCAUGAAUGAUUUCAUUUUGAUGAAAAUAUUAAUGGUUGUGAAAAUGUCAAAAGGAUCAUUGAACUUUCA